AUGUUCCGUCGCUGCCUCAGUAGCGCUCCCUCGGCUGCUGCUGCUGCGCCUCGACUGGUCCAGCAGCGCGUCCUGGGCAAGCUCUCACUGCUGCCGAAGACCCCGUUGUCUCCUCUCAAUACCCACGUCUUGUUUGUGACGCGCUCGUCAGCGUCAGAGCUGCCGCACUCGCUGCCCUUUCCCGUCUCCGCCGCAGCUCUGCGUGACUUCCACGCUCGGCCACGCGAGCACUUGUGUGUGUACCCAAAUGUGGACCACACCAGAUUCAAAGACCAGCGCGUCCUGCUCAUGGGACUUGGAGACGCUACAAAAGUGACGCCGACUGUCCUGCGGGACGCGACUCACGGCGCUUUGCGUGUGUUGAAGCAGAAGCGAGUUAAGGACGCGGUGGUGCACGUGCCCGAGCUUGGAGACUGUGAGCUGGAGACCGCUCGGGUCGUGGAGCUCGUGUCGCAAGCGCUGAUGCUGUCCAAUUACCAGUUUGAUCAGUACUUGACGGUGUUCGGGGCCGAGGACGGAGAUGGAGACAGGAAGCUGCAGUUGCCACUGGAAGAAAUGUACGUCGAUGCUUCGGUCGAGUUUCAAAAGAACGUGGAGGAGCAGGCGACGGUGGGUGAGGAGACCAUUUUUGCUCGCAAUUUGGGUAAUGAGCGCUCGCACGUGGUAGAUCCAGCGUUUAUGGAGAAGAUGGCGCGUGCGUCGGCGGAGUUGCCCAACAUGUCGGUCCGAGUGUUGCAGCAGGCGGACUUGGAGAAGGAGGGGAUGCACAUGUUCUUGAGCGUCGGCCAAGCUAGUGUCUGUCCUCCUCGUCUGGUUAUUCUGGAGUAUCGUGGUAAUCCCACCUCGGACGAGAAGAUCGCGCUGGUUGGCAAGGGCAUCACGUUUGACACUGGCGGGUUGAACCUCAAGCCCACGGGCUCGAUUGAAGACAUGCAUAUGGACAUGUGCGGGUCGGCUGCUGUGCUUGGCGCGGUUCGUGCUGCAUCGCGCCAGGGACUCAAGGUGAACAUUGUCUGCGCCCUUGCCCUCGCUGAAAACGCCAUUGGCUCGAAGGCCGUCAAGCCGCUGACGAUUGUCAAGUCGCAUAAGGGUAUCACUGUUGAGAACAACAACACGGACGCCGAAGGGCGUCUAGUACUUGGUGAUGCGAUGUCAUACGUCCAGAAGGAGUACAAGCCCAAGAAGAUUAUCGAUGUGGCUACGCUCACUGGUGCGUGUAUGGUCGCGCUGGGCGAACACUGUGCUGGCCUAUUUUCCAACUCGGACGAUCUCGCCAUGAAGCUGCAGCAGACAGGGGUAGAGUGUCAUGAGCGCUGCUGGCGUCUGCCGAUCCUGCCAGAGCACACAGCUGCCCUCAAGGGCUCGCAAUCGGACUCCCGUAGCACAGGUCGUGGUCGCUACGGCGGUGCCUCUACGGCGGCAGCUUUCCUGCAGCAGUUUGUCUACAAGAAUGUGGACUGGGCUCACUUGGACAUUGCAGGACCGUCGAACUACAGCUCGGCCAAGUCGUACUUCCCCAAGGGAGCCACGGGCUUCGGCGUCCAGCUGCUUUACAACUACCUGAAGAAUCAUGAGCAGCAACAAUAG
This is a messenger RNA of Peronospora matthiolae, 1587 nucleotides long. NCBI's taxonomy places the organism in Eukaryota, Oomycota, Peronosporomycetes, Peronosporales, Peronosporaceae. The record is from the annotation of a GenBank genome assembly.